UUUUUUUAGACUUAUAGAUAAAUUUAUAAAAUAACAAAAUGAGCGGUGGUCUUGCUCCGAGUAAAAGUACUGUCUAUGCGAGUAACUUACCAUAUCAACUCACGAAUAAUGAUCUUCACCAAAUAUUCGGAAAAAUGGGAAAAGUUGUGAAAGUUACGAUUGUUCGUGAUAAAACAACACGACAGAGUAAAGGACUUGCUUUUGUUCUUUAUUUAAAACAAGAAGACGCUUUCAAAGCAACCAAAAUAAUUGACGGCAAGCAGUUAUUUGGUAGAACGAUAAAAUGCAGUUUAGCAAAAGAUAAUGGACGAGCAAAAGAAUUCAUAAGCCGGAAAGAAUACCGAGACAAAAGUAGAUGUUAUGAGUGUGGUGAAGCGUUUCAUUUAAGCUACAAAUGUCCUAAAAACAUGCUCGGAGAUCGACAACCCCCUCCCCAGAAAAAGAAACGCCCAAAACAAAAAUUUGAACCGCCAACUACAAGAAAAAAAAAAAAAUUAGAAAAAAGUUUUGACAAUGAUGAUCAAAGUAGCGAUGAUGAAAUAUAUCUUGAAAGCUCAGCUUUUGAAAGUUUGAGUCACGUUAUUGCAGAAGAAAGCGCGCAAUUUAGUGGAUACCACCAUCAAAGUUCAGUAACGAAUCCCAAAAAGAUGAAAUUUCAAAAAGAUUCGUACUUCAGUGAUGAGGAAGAGUUGACAACAUAGCAAUAUGCAACAGUCGAAGCAAUAGGGCCAACUGUGUCAUUGCAGAGUUCUCAGGGUCAAAUCCAGUGCCUCAUUCACCAAUAUUGCGAUGAUUUGGUUGGUAGUGUUAAACCAGGAAGAUCCUUUCAAAAUGUGGCUACUCCCUAUAUGGGGCAGUGCAACCUUAAAUACAAAAGGGAAGCAUACAAAUAGCUGGAUGAAACCACGUACCAGAUUUAUUUCGCGAGCCGCACACCAUACAAAAUUGGCACUUCUCCAUAGGCCACAUAAUUUUCCUUUGUGGGCCUAUUUGGCUUGUGGGCUCGGUUUGCACACCACUGCUCUGCAUUGAUGAAUAUGAAAUACAAACCAGCAGCAGUAUGCAUACAACGCCCUCAAGGAUCUAGAGCAGGGGUGCACAACACGAGGCACGCGUGCCAAAUUUGGCACGCCUUACGCUCAAACGUGGCACGCGAACCUUUUUGUAAAAAAAAAUAUUUAUGAUAUA
This is a messenger RNA of Styela clava, 1188 nucleotides long. RefSeq names its product zinc finger CCHC-type and RNA-binding motif-containing protein 1-like. Lineage: Eukaryota; Metazoa; Chordata; Ascidiacea; Stolidobranchia; Styelidae. The record is from RefSeq and is a predicted model, not a curated record. Gene Ontology annotation, biological process: mRNA splicing, via spliceosome. Gene Ontology annotation, molecular function: RNA binding; zinc ion binding. Gene Ontology annotation, cellular component: U12-type spliceosomal complex.